AUGCGUCCGUCGGUCUUUAUCCCGAUCAUCACGUUUGGAUGGGGCGCGAUGGCGGCACUGAUAGGAGUUGCCCGGCAUCAGAGCCAAUUGAUUGCGCUGCGAUUCUUACUAGGAGUGUUCGAGGCGGGAUUCAGCGUAUCAAAACGAUUUAUCAUCUUCCUGACAGCAGGAAUCCUCUCCGGCGCAUUUGGCAGCGUCGUCUCCGGCGCCAUCACCUCCACCCUCGACGGCACCCACGGCGUGCGCGGCUGGCGAUGGCUCUUCAUCGUCGAGGGAACAGCCACCGCAGGAAUCAGCCUAAUCGUGCACUGGACUCUACUCGACUACCCGCACAGUAGCCGCGGUCUCACCCUCCAAGAACAAGACCUAGUGCAGCAGCGACUAAUCCAAGACGGCAUGGCCGAUCCCACAGGCCCAUCAUCACCAUCCGAGAACCGCGCUUCUCUCCUGACAUCCUUCCUCCAGGCCGUGUGCAGCUGGCGCACCUGGCUCCUCGUCCCAGCAUACAUGACCAUCCUCGGCACGCUCGCCAUCUCCUACUUCUACCCGACGCUGAUCAACGGCAUGGGAUACACCGCCACAAACGCACAGUACAUGAUGGCACCACUAUACCUCGUCUCUCUCGUCGCAAUCCCAGUGUGCUUCCUCGCAGACCGCAACCCGCACCUGCGAGGGGUAUUCCUCGUCCUCAAUCUCGGGACCGGCGUGGUGUUUUUCGCGCUCACGGCGGGGAUCCAGAAUUACACGGCUCGGUAUGUGUUUCUGUGUUUUAUCAACAUGACUAUCUGGACAGGCAAUGCGCUGGGCUUGUCCUUUGCGACUACGGCGCUGGCGUCGGUGACCCGCGAUGUUCGGGCUAUUAUGCUGGCCUUGAUGAACGGCAUUGCGGCGCUGGCGCAGUUGUAUGGCAGUGCGUUGUUUCCGGAGGACGAUGCGCCGGGGUAUUUGGUUGGGUUUGCGGUGCUUGCGGCGACCUUUGCGAUUGGAGCGGUUUUUUAUGGGGUGGCUGAUGUGUUGUUUAAACGGUAUCCGUAUAAAGGGUGA
Penicillium alfredii is the source of this 1044-nucleotide messenger RNA. RefSeq lists its product as uncharacterized. The record is from RefSeq and is a predicted model, not a curated record. Gene Ontology annotation, cellular component: membrane. The transcript is spliced from 2 exons. Lineage: Eukaryota; Fungi; Ascomycota; Eurotiomycetes; Eurotiales; Aspergillaceae. The coding region runs from base 1 to 1044 and encodes 347 amino acids. Gene Ontology annotation, molecular function: transmembrane transporter activity. Gene Ontology annotation, biological process: transmembrane transport.